Rhinopithecus roxellana (golden snub-nosed monkey) is the source of this 2922-nucleotide messenger RNA. RefSeq names its product interferon alpha and beta receptor subunit 2 (gene IFNAR2). Lineage: Eukaryota; Metazoa; Chordata; Mammalia; Primates; Cercopithecidae. The record is from RefSeq and is a predicted model, not a curated record. The transcript has 10 exons. The coding region runs from base 371 to 1921 and encodes 516 amino acids. Gene Ontology annotation, molecular function: interleukin-22 receptor activity; protein binding.
CCGGCUCCGGCCAGGCGCCCGAGCUUUCGGAGCGUGACUCGUAGGCCGGCGCUCGGCGCGCGCCCUCACACUAAAGACGUUUCUUCCCGGCGGGGAGGAAUACCGCUGGCGAGCCGAACAGCUCCCCGAGCGCAGUCCACGGACCGCCACCCGGCCAGGGCCGCUUUUGUCCCCCGCCCGCCGCCUCUGUCCGAGAGGCCGCCCGCGGGGCGCAUCCCGACCGCGAGCGUCCGGUCCCAGAGUUGGGUGCGGCUGGGGCCCGAGGCUGGCAUCUCUCGGGAGCCGCAAGGCGAGAGCUGCAAAGGAGCAGUGGGCUGUUGAUGCUGGAUGAAGAUGUAAAAGUCAAGAGAAGACUCUAAAAAUAGCAAAGAUGCUUUUGAGCCAGAAUGCCUUCAUCGUCAGACCACUUAAUUUGUUUCUCAUGGUGUGUAUCAACCUCGUGUUUGGUAUUUCACAUGAUUUGCCUGAUGACACAAGUGCAUCUUGCACUUUUAAGAUAUCAUUGCGAAAUUUCCGGUCCAUCUUAUCAUGGGAAUUAAAAAACCACUCCAUUGUGGCAACUCACUAUACGUUGCUGUAUACAAUCAUGAGUAAACCAGAAGAUUUGAAGAUGGUUAAGAACUGUGCAAAUACCACAAGAUCAUUUUGUGACCUCACAGAUGAGUGGAGAAGCACACACGAGGCCUAUGUCACCAUCGUAAAAGGAUUCAGCGGGAAUACAACCUUGUUCAGUUGCUCACACAAUUUCUGGCUGGACAUAGACAUGUCUUUUGAACCGCCAGAGUUUGAGAUUGUUGGUUUUACCAACCACAUUAAUGUGAUCGUGAAAUUUCCAUCUAUUGUUAAAGAAGAAUCACAGUUUGAUUUAUCACUUGUCAUUGAAGAACAGUCAGAGGGGAUUGUUAAGAAGCAUAAACCUGCAAUAAAAGGAAACAUGAGUGGAAAUUUCACCUAUAUCAUUGACAAGUUAAUUCCAAAUGCAAACUACUGUGUAUCUGUUUAUUUCGAGCAUAACGAUGAGCAGGCAGUAAUAAAGUCUCCCUUAAAAUGCACCCUCCUUCAACCUGGCCAGGAAUCAGAAUCAGCAGAAUCUGCCAAAGUAGGAGGAAUAAUUACUGUGUUUUUGAUGGCAUUGGCCUUGAUAAGCACCAUAGUGACACUGAAAUGGAUUGGUUAUAUAUGCUUAAGAAACAGCCUCCCCAAAGUCUUGAAUUUUCAUAACUUUUUAGCCUGGCCAUUUCCUAACCUGCCACCGUUGGAAGCCAUGGAUAUAGUGGAGGUCAUUUACAUCAACAGAAAGAAGAAAGUGUGGGAUUAUAAUUAUGAUGAUGAAAGUGACAGCGAUACUGAGGCAGCGCCCAGGACAAAUGGCGGUGGCUAUACCAUGCAUGGACUGACUAUCAGGCCUCUGGGUCAGGCGUCCGCCACCUCUACAGAAUCCCAGUUUAUGGACCCAGACUCCGAGGAGGAGCCUGACCUGCCUGAGGUUGAUGUGGAGCUCCCCACGACGCCAAAGCGCAGCCCUCAGCAGUUGGAGCUCUUGAGUGCGCCCUGUGAGAGGAGAGAGAGUCCACUCCAGGACCCCUUUCCCGAAGACGACUACAGCUCCACUGAGGGGUCUGGGGGCAGAAUUACCUUCAAUGUGGAUUUAAACUCUGUGUUUUUGAGGGUUCUUGAUGAUGAGGACAGUGAUGACUUAGAAGAAGCCCCUCUGAUGAUAUCAUCUCAUCUGGAAGAGAUGGUUGACCCAGAGGAUCCUGACAAUGUGCAGUCAAGCCAUUUGCUGGCCAGUGGGGAAGGGACACAACCAACCCUUCCCAGCCCCUCUUCAGAAGGCCUGCAGUCUGAAGAUGCUCCAUCUGAUCAAAGUGACACUUCUGAGUCAGAUGUUGACCUUGGGGAUGGUUAUAUAAUGAGAUGACUCCAAAACUAUUGAAUGAACUUGGACAGACAAGCACCUAUAGGGUUCUGUCUCCCUGCACCCUAACUUGCUGCCUUAUUGUCUGCAAGCGUUCUCCAAGGGAAGAGGUAGGGAACUGUAGGGUACUCCAUUCUUCCAGGUGACAUUACCUAUGCAGAUUCCCAGUAUGGGGACCAUAGUAUCAUUGAGUGCAUUGUUUACAUAUUCAAAGUGAUGGACUUUGAAGGAAGCACGUGUGCACCUUCCCUUUACACUAAUGCACUUAGAAUGUUUAUGCAUCAUGUUUACCAGGGAGCAGGGUUCCCUGUGGUUUCAGAGGUGGUCCAGGACCCUAUAUUUCUUUUCUUUUUUUUUGUUGAGACAGUCUCAUUCUGUCACCCAAGCUGGAGCGCAGUGGCGUGAUCUCGGCUCACUGCAACGUCUGCCUCCCGGGUUCAAGCGAUUCUCCUGCCUCAGCCUCCCUCACGAGUAGCUGGAUGGAACUACAGGCGCCCACCACCACACCUGGAAAAUUAUUGUAUUUUUUAGUAGAGACGGGAUUUCACCAUGUUGGCCAGGCUGAUCUCUAACUCCUGACCUCAAGUGAUCCGCCCCCUUCAGCCUCACAAAGUGCUGGGAUUACAGGGGUGAGCCGCUGUGCCCAGCUAGCCCUGUGAUAUUUCUGGGAAGUAAAUUGGGCCAGGGUAGGAGCAGCGAAAGACAAGGAAAAUAGUAGCAAGAGCUGCAAAGCAGGCAGGAAAGGAGGAGGAGAGCCAGGUGAGCUGCUGGAGAGAAGGGGGGCCCUGCACAAGGAAACAGGGAAGAGCCAUCGAAGUUUCAGUCAGUGAGCCGUGGGCACCUCACCCAUGUCACAUCCUGUCUCCUGCACUUGGAAUUCCACCUUGUCCAGCCCUCCCCAGUUAAAGUGGGGAAAACAGACUCUAGGAUCAGGCACGUGACUAAUACAGAAAGGAAACAUGGCGUCGGGGAGAGGGAUAAAAACCUGAGUGCCAUAUUUUAAG